This is a messenger RNA of Nymphaea colorata (pocket water lily), 1723 nucleotides long. RefSeq names its product GDSL esterase/lipase At5g45920. Lineage: Eukaryota; Viridiplantae; Streptophyta; Magnoliopsida; Nymphaeales; Nymphaeaceae. Gene Ontology annotation, molecular function: hydrolase activity, acting on ester bonds. The record is from RefSeq and is a predicted model, not a curated record. The coding region runs from base 770 to 1483 and encodes 237 amino acids. The transcript is spliced from 5 exons.
AAUUUUUCUCAAAAGCUUUUUAACCUGUGCAAGUAGGAUCAGUAUCAGGCUCCUGAAAUUUAUUUCCAGCUGCGAAGAUUCACAGCAGUUGAAGGAAAACGAAACCUGUGGGAACAAUUUAAUAUGAUCAUCAGGCGUGGGGGCCAACCGAGUGAGGAUUCAGAAUAACAGGAAAGUUAAUGAGGAAGAAAAGGGUGAGGGGGUGGUGGUGAGAGGUGAAAGGGACUGCAGGGACUCUCUCACUUGCAGAGAGGUUGCAGACGGCAAUGAUUUCCCACCAUCCCCUCGGUCGUCCGUCGUCGGUCGUCUGCGUACGGGAAGAAAAUCUCUGUCUUGCAAGAAAAUGACAAGACCAACCAUUUUGACGGGAAGGCAGUAAAAGAUAAGGGGGAAGAGAGAGGUCCGGGUCAGGUCAAGGUGCAUGGUGAAGCCGAAGUUGCAGAGUCGCAGAGACUGCAGAUGCCGACGCCCCUUUUAACUCGAUAGACUCGUCGGCUGGGGGUUCAGACGUCAGCGCAGAUGAGGCAGCUUGACCCAGUGAUCCAAUGGUUUUGGUCAAUUAUUGUUUUUAGCUUUCUUUUUAUUUUAUCUUGGUCCGCCUCUCUCUCUUUCUCUAGACAUCACUGCCAUUAAAUUAAAUUGAAGAGCUUUCAUUAACUUUGCGCCCUCUUUCAGCCGUCACCGUUCAUGGUCACUGUGUGAGCAGACGUUUUGAACAAUCUCCCUUCCCCUCCUUCUUCGAGUUUUCCGAUCGAAGGCUGUAAGAGGUAUGAGGCCGAAGAUUGUGCUGUUUGGAGACUCGAUCACCGAAGAAUCGUUCGCAGUGGGAGGAUGGGGAGCAUGCCUCGCCAACCAUUUCUCCCGCACUGCGGACGUGGUGCUGAGAGGUUACAGCGGCUACAACACGAGGUGGGCACUGCGGGUUCUCGACCGAGUCCUCUCCUCCGUCGACUCCCCGCCGGCUGCCCUCACCAUCUUCUUCGGAGCCAACGACGCUUCCCUCCCCGAUCGAUCCAGCGCCUUCCAACACGUUCCCCUUCAUGAAUACCGUCAAAACCUCAUCGAUCUCAUCGCCCGCAUCAAGGGACGAUGGGGGGCUACCGUAAUAGUGUUGCUCGCCCCACCACCCAUCGAUGAAGAAGCCAGAUUAAGGGACCCAUAUGGAGGAAGCACAAGUGGGCUGCCCGAGAGGACCAACCAGAGCGCCGGGCUGUACGCCGAGUCCUGCAUUUCCGCAGGCAGAGAUUCCAGCGUCCCCGUCGUGGAUUUGUGGACGAAGAUGCAAACAAUUCCUGGUUGGCAGAAGGCUUACCUCCGAGACGGUCUGCACUUGACGGCGGAUGGAAAUAAGGUGGUGUUCGACGAACUGGUGGAGACGCUCAAGAAGGAAGGGUUGAGCGUCGCGAGCCUACCCUCUGAUCUUCCGCUCCUCUCAGAGAUCGAUCCUCGUGAUCCGCUCAAGUCUUUUCCCGAUACCAAGUAACCUUCGGCCCACAGCCGGAAAAGUCGAAAUGGCAGAUUUCAAGAAAUCGUGGAGGUUUCAUGGCUUUCCUCCCGCUUUCUCUCUCUCUCUCUCCUGGCAUCUCUUGCCUGUGAGCUUCUUUUUCUUUUAACUUUGCCUUCUUCUUCAUGUGUUCAAGAUAUUAGUUGGCGUUUUGUACUAUUGCGAGUGGAUGGAAUGAUGAAGAUUCUUCCUUACUGAAAAUUUUUUGAAGCCUGUGAA